AUGCCAGGAUGUUUGGUACCCCCCAGCGGCCAACUGAAGCUACGGCAGUAUGGAAGACUAGUUGCUGCCGUUGGUCUAAAGCGAGAUGGCUCCGGAGGAAUGAUCAACUGGGGUACUACAAAUUACGACUAUCGGGGCGCACAUCCGCAACUGGUUAGGAUACUUCCAGGGCCUGAGCAUAUGUCGGCCUUCGUAGCGGAGGGCAGUGGGUCUCGACUGGAGCUUGUGAAGAGCAAUCAAGCUUCUUUACUCGGUAUCCCUAAACGCAUACGCCGACUCAUCUUCGACACGAUCAUCAACUCUGUUGAUAGCAUAGCUAUCGAUCUCGACAAGGAGACUAAGUUCAACUGCGGAUUGCUGCAUACCAAUCAAGAAAUCCUCGAGACUUGGAGGUCGCAUUUCCUGUUCCACAACCACUUCAUACUGACGGUGGCAACAAGCGACGUCCGCACUACAUUCCAGAACUUCGAUAAUCUGAGACGGUUCCUCCGCAAGUCAUUUAAAUCCGGUUACAGCCGUGACCCGAUGACGGAUGAGUCGAUGAGGACUAUUGCAACAUCAGGCAGAGAUCGUCCGACUGGCUUAGACUAUAUCCUCAGGUUCGAUCUGAGUAGCCCAGCCACACUGAGCGAUAUCCGCAUCAACAUCCUGCCCUUUGUGAUGGCAACCUCGACUACACCAACCCAUCAUGAAGUAACAAUCCAAAUAUGGACCCCUACACCCGACGGCUCCUCAGCCAUGACAGCUGCCCACUCCAUGCCCCUCACCAGACUACGACUGAACGUAAUCAAAGCUAUUCUGGAUUGCGCAUUCACAGGAAUAUCAAAUAAGUCCUACCUACCCGACUUCUGGACCAACGGCUUCGGAGAAAUUGUCGAGACUGUCCACGACUCGGUUGACGACACGGGUGGAGCUUGGGGGCCUGCCUCCGAGAUUGCGCUCGGAAUAUACCACCCCGUUGUCGUUCGAACUCUCCAUCCUAUUGAUCGCAAUUAUCGAGAGUGUGAAGCAGAUCUGGGAUGUGAAUACUAUGACGAUACGCAGUUCUUCCCUUUCAGGGCUGAUGAGAAAGAGACCUUGGUGUAUCUCAUGAAGAGUAUCGAUGACUAUCCAAAAUACUUCAAGACGUAA
Messenger RNA from Alternaria incomplexa, 1131 nucleotides. RefSeq lists its product as uncharacterized. The coding region runs from base 1 to 1131 and encodes 376 amino acids. The record is from RefSeq and is a predicted model, not a curated record. The transcript has 2 exons. Lineage: Eukaryota; Fungi; Ascomycota; Dothideomycetes; Pleosporales; Pleosporaceae.